ACCAAUACAAGAUGCAUUGUUUAUGUCCUAUCUUACUUGCAUUUGCACUUGUGGGGUAUUCCUAUGGAGCUACCAAAACAAAGUGCCAAGUUGUACAAGCAUUACGCAAUCAGGGCGUACCAGACAGUGAUCUUAGAGACUGGCUGUGUUUGGUAAAACACGAAAGUAACUAUGUAUAUGAUGUAGUACCAACAAACCCAAAUGGUUCAAAGGAUUAUGGUAUAUUCCAGUUCAACAAUAACUUCUCAUGUGGGAAAUCAGGAGGCACCAGUUCCACAAUUUGUUGGAGAAUUAAUACAUUCGGCUGUGCCGACACUUGUAACUCAUUCACAGACUCAAACAUAUCAAACGAUGCAAAUUGUGCUGUGAGAAUUAAAAAUUGUAAUAGUUUUCGUAAAUGGAAUGGCUGGAAGGACCACUGUUCCAAUGUCCAGGGUUCAGAAUACGAUUACAGUGGGUGCUAGAUAUCCAUCUGAACAUUUCAUGAUGAAAUAAAAAUGAAUAAGAAACAAAUGUAAAAAGUCUUUUGUAAUAAAAACAAAGAAAAUAUUGAA
Mytilus californianus (California mussel) is the source of this 554-nucleotide messenger RNA. RefSeq names its product lysozyme-like. The transcript is spliced from 4 exons. The record is from RefSeq and is a predicted model, not a curated record. Lineage: Eukaryota; Metazoa; Mollusca; Bivalvia; Mytilida; Mytilidae. The coding region runs from base 12 to 464 and encodes 150 amino acids.